Coccidioides immitis RS is the source of this 1083-nucleotide messenger RNA. Its product is annotated as metalloproteinase 4. Bases 1 to 1083 code for a protein of 360 amino acids. Gene Ontology annotation, molecular function: metalloendopeptidase activity. Gene Ontology annotation, biological process: proteolysis. Lineage: Eukaryota; Fungi; Ascomycota; Eurotiomycetes; Onygenales; Onygenaceae. The transcript has 3 exons. The record is from RefSeq and is a predicted model, not a curated record.
AUGUUUGCAACGGCUAUUGUUGCCGUCCUGCUUGCAGCGGCUAGCUCUGCGUUCCCGCACGCCGCUCGUGAAGCAUCGAAGGAUGACGCGAAUGUCAGCGUUCAGCUUAGCGCUGUUGGAAACACUAUGGUAAAAGCUGUUGUGACCAACAGAGGCGACGAGGCAAUAUCUGUUUUGAGGCUGAAUAGUGUACUCGACUCUUUCCCAUGUCGCAGGGUUGAUGUGUAUAAAGAAGGGAAGAAGAUGGAAUUUGAGGGACUCCUUGCUCAUCAUGAUAUGCAAAACUUACCCGAUGACGUCUUCGCCACUUUGAAUCCAGGUGACUUCGCAGAAAAUACCUUUGACAUCGCUGAGACGGUGGAUCUAUCAGCGGGUGGCCCUGUCACAGUCUUAUCUGAGGGAGUCUUUUUACUAGCUCGCUCUGACAGUACAAGCAUUUCGGGGAUGGUUCAAUAUCGCUCUAAUGAACUCAAGAUAGACGUAGAUGGUGUGCUUGCUGCUAAAGUUGAGAGUGCCGGGGGUUUGCGAAGACGGAACCUAGACAAACGAACUUCAUUCUACUUGGAUACUUGCACCCCAGCGGCGAUGAAAAAUCUUACAGCUCUGUUAAGAAGUACAACUGAUUAUGCUGAUGCUGGUGCUCGAGCAGCGACCAAUGGUUCCCUGGCCACUUUCGAAACAUUUUUCAAGAAGACUGAUCUGCGAACCCGUCGACCUGUUGCCAGCCGAUUCCGAGCUAUCUCCAACGAAACCAGCAUCAUAGAUGGGGGUAUUGUCCGACUCACAUGCUCAGAUGACUUCUGCAAAGGCACAAUCAACGCAAUCGCCGACUCAUGGAUUAGCUUUAUCACAAUCUGCCCUCGCUUCUUUUGGGCCUACCCUCCUACUUCUCCGGAAUGCCAUGCCACCGAUCAGACAUCCAUUCUUCUCCAUGAAAUGACCCACAUGCGCCACGUUUACUCCCCAGGAACUAACGACUUUGCCUAUGGAUACGACAAUGUCACCAAACUCCCUGCCGAUCAGGCGAUCAAUAAUGCUGACACUUUUGCUAUCUACGCUGCCGAUUCCUACCGUGGAUGUUGA